GUGGGCGUGUUUGGAGACAGACACUUGCCUUGAGUCGAGUGUCACCUGCAGUCGCCUGCCUACUACAGAUCAACGGAGAGUGCAAUUACCAGCAAAAAUAGUUUCCAGUCGAGAGGAAUCUCAGAUGAUAAUUGAGCAGAAAACAAAAGCUUUUCCAAAUUUCACCUUGGACUACUAACCAAACCUUACGGUGCUACUCUGACAGGAACUCUCGCACUGAAAAUAUAUAUUUACAAUUUCUCACUUUUUUUGAAGCCAUUACUCCACCCAGGUGUUGUCAAAUCACUCAACCAGGAGAGCAGGAAACUAUUGUCCCCGUGCGUAAACUCUGCGUCCUUGCACGACACUGAUGGCGACCCCCAAGCGAGCCAGACGACGGAGCAACCGUUUUACACACUGCUACUACGAAGGAUACCUGGAGAAGAGAUUAUUCAACGACACGGCAUCUCGGAGACUAUGGACAUGCUUGUGUGGGAACACUCUUUUCUUCUUCAACAACACUAAAGACAACGAUUAUGUUGAGAAACUGGAUCUCAGUGACGUCAUGUCCUUGACAGAUGACUGCAGUGGAGACAGAAACCUGGAGGCAGCAGGAUUCCUCCUGUACAUGAAGGACGAAGAGAUCCAAAUCACUGCCCCAAGUCUAGAGGCUCGAGAACUAUGGAAAGGUUUCAUCUAUUGUGUAGUUGAGCUGUCAGUACCCAGCUCACUCAACCUGCUGCCUGGCCAGAUCCACAUGAUGAGGGAGACAGUGGAGACAGAGCGGGAGAGACGGAACAACCUGUCCCUUACCCUUGCUGCAGCAUCCAGCUCCAACCUCAGUCUCGUUGAGGACAUGCCUGCGUGUUACCAGCCAGUGUCUCGUAUCGAGGCAGAGAUUAUGUUGGAGAGACACUCUGACCGUGGGAACCUGCUCUUGCGGCCCAGCAGGGACGGAGUCUCAUUGGCUGUCACCACUCGACAGGACCUCAAUGGGUCUGUAUUCAGACACUAUCGCGUGGAUAGGAAACAUGACGGAGGAUACACAUUCGAUGUAGAGACUCCAAUCCCCUGUGCCACACUGCAUGGUGUCAUCAACUGUCUUGUGGAGAAGACUAAUGGAGCUCUGACACCCUUCAUUAUGGAGGGACCCUACGAAGAGAGCAUCACGUUUGUUCAGGCAAAUGAGGAGAGUGGAGAGAAGAGUCUGCAGUGCGCCCCCAGUACUCCCAUGCCCCCUGUGCCAGUCCCUGCCCUCCCUCCCAAACCAGGUCCAAGAGAGCGUGUGCCAACUCCAGAGUCUGAGUCAGAUAGAGGGGAGAUCCUUUACCUCAAUGACACCCAGCAAGAAAAGGAAGAAGGCACUGCAGUGCAGGCUGCUCACCCCCUUCAGCCUCCUCCCACACCUUUUCGUCUGCCAAAAGCUGAGAGGAAGACCCUGAAGCCACCACUGAUGCCCCCUGUUCCGACACCUCGUACCUCCCCCAGCACCUCUACAGACACCCCUGACGCCAGGUUGAGACGCCUCGCUGUAAAUUCUGUCCCACUAGACGUUGUGGCUCAGACCAUAUCUGCGGAGCUGAAACUGAAGUUGGAGAAGAGGUUGGCGCAUCAACAGUGAACUCUCCUGGCAGCUAUUCCAUCUGCAGGUGAAAAAACCGACUACAACACUGGUCUCGCAACAAAUUGGGAACACUCCCUCAACUCCCUACUACUGCCCUAAAGCUUGAUUAAAAUUGGCCCGACUAGGGCCAGUUAAGUGCUGUCGCUUAUGUGAAUUACACUUCAAAGAAUGACGGAUGGGUGCCGAAUGCCGUUGGGUCAAAUUCUCCCAGAGAAUCUGUCUGUAGUCCCAUUUAUAGCUGGUGCUAACACGUACCCUUUGUCCUGAUCUUGCCCACAUUUUUAGACUGGUGUAGAUGAUUAAAAGACACAUUGUAGUCAGGCAUGCAUUGUCUUGAUAUCAAUCAAGUGUAAACAGAUCUGGAUGAUCAAACAAUUGAAAUAAUCAUUAUACCAUCCUCUAGUGUUGUUGACAGUUAGAACCUUUGUCUUAAAAUAAAUACCUGUCAAAUAAUUUGCAUACAGGGAAUCUGGUCACAUUUAAGACUGUGUAAACAUGACAAACCUUGAUCAGAUAGUGAUUGGAUCAUGAAACUCACAUGUUAGCACAACGUGUAAACAAAGCUAAUGUCUCUAACAGACCGACAUGGGCUGUGUUUCCCUCAGUCUGGCCGCCUCCUACCCUGGGCUGCGUGCCUGGGUCUCUCCCGAGCUCGCUGUCAGCGCAGACUCUCAGAAGAUGAAUGCCUUAUCGAUUCCUCCAUUCCUGGAUCGUUUCAUCCAAACCACACACUAGCAAAUUAAGACUGUAAAUCGGCAUGUAAAUGUCACAUUAUUCACGCCAUGUAUUUUUUUCUAUAAUCCAAUAGGCCUACAGUAUCAAAUAUUUGUCUAUACCGGUCAGUGUUGUUUGGCUCUUAAGUUUUGUCUUCUGAUAUAACAUUAUCUUUACUGGGAGCAUUAUAUUUGUGUCUCUGUUCUAUGUCAGAAAAGUAAUGAAGCCAAUGUGUCCUGAUUGAAAUAAAACGAAUUACAGGGAUUAUAUCCUGUCUAUA
This is a messenger RNA of Oncorhynchus tshawytscha (Chinook salmon), 2597 nucleotides long. Its product is annotated as signal-transducing adaptor protein 2. The record is from RefSeq and is a predicted model, not a curated record. Gene Ontology annotation, molecular function: signaling adaptor activity. The transcript has 13 exons. Lineage: Eukaryota; Metazoa; Chordata; Actinopteri; Salmoniformes; Salmonidae. The coding region runs from base 350 to 1600 and encodes 416 amino acids.